ACUUCCCGUGCAUGAACUCUUUCGACGACGAGGACGCAGGGGACAGCCGGAGGCUGAAGGGGGCCAUCCAGAGGAGCACGGAGACGGGCCUGGCGGUGGAGAUGCCCAGCCGGACACUGCGCCAGGCCAGCCACGAGUCCAUCGAGGACAGCAUGAACAGCUAUGGCUCCGAGGGCAAUCUUAACUAUGGGGGAGUUUGUCUGGCAUCGGAUGCCCAGUUCAGUGACUUCCUGGGCAGCAUGGGGCCAGCACAGUUUGUGGGCCGCCAGACCCUGGCCACCACGCCAAUGGGGGACGUGGAGAUCGGCUUGCAGGAGCGGAAUGGUCAGCUCGAGGUGGACAUCAUCCAGGCUCGGGGACUGACGGCCAAGCCAGGCUCCAAGACACUGCCAGCGGCCUACAUCAAGGCCUAUCUGCUGGAGAAUGGCGUCUGCAUUGCUAAGAAGAAGACCAAAGUCGCUCGCAAGUCACUGGACCCGCUGUAUAACCAGGUGCUGCUGUUUCCCGAGAGUCCCCAGGGCAAAGUUCUGCAGGUGAUCGUGUGGGGGAACUACGGGCGGAUGGAGCGGAAGCAAUUCAUGGGUGUGGCCCGCGUACUGCUGGAGGAGCUGGACUUGACCACCCUGGCCGUGGGCUGGUACAAGCUCUUCCCCACCUCCUCCAUGGUGGACCCAGCCACGGGACCCCUGCUUCGGCAGGCGUCCCAGCUGUCCCUUGAGAGCACCGUGGGGCCCUGUGGUGAGCGAUCUUAGUGCUAGGGAUGGGGAGGGGCUCCCCAAGAUGGCCUGGAGACUGCCCAGCCCCGACCUGGGACCCCAGGCCCAGGGGCACAUUGAACGGAGGAGGAUGGGGUUCUCCCCCACAGAGGGGAAGCAGAAUGGGGAGACCUGACCCCCAGGGCCCCUCCUCACCCCUUCUUUGCCUCCUACCCCCUGAGACCUUCCCUCUCCCAAUGGGAUUGGCUGCACUUUUGACUUGGCCAGUUCUUGACCUGGUGGAUGUGGCUGCAAUCUGGAGAAAGGAAAGACUGAGGUGGCAGAGCAAACCAUUCUCCUGCCCCAGACACUGUCCGACUGCUCCCCCUUUUUGCCUCCUUGGAAGCUCGCUGCCCGGAGCCAAGUCCAGAACCCAGCGGCCAUCUCCAUGGUGCCAAUUACCAGCAAGUGUCUUUCCUGCGGCACCGGGUUCAGGCAGCUACUCCUGCCCCGUAGCCAAUGGGGCAGCUUUGCAAGGAUCCGGAGCCAGCUCCGGGGCCCCAGAGCCUCCCACUUGAAGAGGAGCUCAGGCCUCCCUCCACCUGCCUGUGGAAGGAGCUUUGCCGCAGCCUGUUCGAGUCCAUCUGUUUGUCCCCUCCUGCCUGCCCCUCUUCUGGUGGCUCUAGGAGUUGGGGUCCAGCAGGGACCAAAGGAAAGGAGGAGGUUCUCAGGGCCUGGCACAGACCCCCAGGGGGCCUGGCUCUGUGGGAUUGCAACAAGCUAGUUUGCAAACCAUUGGUAGACUGGAAAGAACAGUGUUGUCUUUGUUUUGCUGGAGGAGCUGUUGGACCCUGAUUUUCAAGAACCCUAGCCUCAGAGGGUUUACCAUCUCUGAAUCUUGGGGAUGCUGGAUUGGAGAGGGAGUCUAAAGAAAGCUGAGAUUGGGGCUGGUGGUGCCAAGGCGAGGGCUUCCCAAGUAGGAGAAUCCCUCCUUGUUGGAUGAGGUCAAAGGUCAUCUUGUCUGUCCCUCUGCCUCCAGGCUAGAGGUCUGGGGAGGCAACAGAACUCCCCAAUUUUAGUCUUUUUAAACAAACCAUCCUGUGCUAAGGGCAGAAUCCACCGCCCUGGCCUCAGUAACCUUGGCUCACGGAGAGAAACAGAGUGAGAAGAGGCGUGAGUGUAUGAGUCGGGAGAUUCCUUCUCUAGCAGGCCUGGGUAGCUGCCUGCCCGGCCCAGCCCGGCCCUCCCCUCCCCGGGACCUGCGGAAGCCCCUUUGCAUGCUGGGGAGGACGCAGGCUGGCCCCUCACUGUAGAAGCACAUUUCUGCCCCCUCCCCUGGGAGGCACCCAGCAGCCCACUACCCACCACCCCUCAUUACCCAGUCCUGCUGUGUAGGGCGUAGUCCAGGUUAGCUGGGUAGAGUUAGCGUGCCAGGCCCUGGGCCUGGUCUUAGCUCACAUCGAGUCCUUACAGAGUCCCGGACAGGGGCGGGAGGAAACAUAGUGCAUUCCAGGAGAUGGCCUUCUCCUCGCUGGCCUGGGCCUGGAUCCGGAGCCUGAUCCACAGGAGGCCGGCGCCGCCUCCUCCCCCUCCCCCUCACACCCCUUCCCCAUGUAGGGUUGUAGCUGGACCUGCCCACAAUACUCAGAUGUUCUGAUUUAUUACCCUUGAUACUGAUUUUAUUUAGGAAGCACUCCUGAGGAUGUGGGCCUUGGCAGAGAGGUCCUGGGCUCCAUCAGAGGAGAGCAUUUUCCAUUGAAGAUGCCUGGCUGUGUUGGGUCCCACCUUGUCCCUGGUCCCUCUCUAGGCUACUUGACCAGGUGAUUCCUUCCGCCUGGAAAUCGCCCCACCCCUCAGCCUGUUUCAGCCCUGGACCUCCUUUAAAGUUAUUGCACCUCCAUGCGCUGGGAAGGGGAGACGGAGGUGCCCCUUUUAUCCAGGUGGCCGGCAGACCUUCCUGGGAUUGCGGCGCUGGAAUCCCAAGGUUGGGGUAGGAAGUAGCAGGGCUCUGGAGGGACUCCCAUCAGAGGCUUAGAAUCAGCCCCUCCCCCAUGUGUUUUUUUUUAAACCAGUGUGAUUUCUCUGCCGUUCGUUUAUUACUCACCAUUUGGAAUAUUUUGAGCCAGGAGAGCGCCUUCUCUCUCCAGCUGGCACUGCUCUGGUAGUUCAGGACUAGCUUUUCAAAGAUGGGGCGGAGCCUAGCUGCCCCAUCCAGAGGGAGGCGGGGCGCAGUCUGUGCACCCCAGCCUGAGCCCACCCUCAGGUGUCUGCACAGCCUUUAUAAAGAGAGAGAGCGCUCCAAAGCAAUAACAUCCAGAGGGUGGUCACCGAGGGCCCCCCUCAAUGACUUUCUUGUUUGUUCUGUGAAAUCUCAGCUCACCUCCUGGAGGGGUGGGAGGGGGGCUGGAGCCCUCUUUCUUUGUAUCAUUGUCGUGAGCACAUGGCCGCCUUCCGAGGGGGCUCUGAUCAUUUGGCGUGGGAAUCACCGUCUGUCCUCACCAAGGGAUAGGGGUUUGGGAAGGGGCUGAUGAUUCUCAUUAUUAGAUUUGGGGAACCUUAAAGCCCACUUCUGUCUGAUCCUUUGCCAGCUCAAACUCCACCAUCUGGAGAGAAGCAGAGUGUGGAGCUGGGGGGAUUAGGGGUGGGGGUGCUGGGGUCUCUAGGGAACAAUUCGCUUUUCAGUCUCUGGGCUGGAGGUCACAUGCAGGGGUACCAUGGGAGGGAGUCAUUGCCACUUUCCUUCUCCAAAAUCUGCCUGUCAUACUAAAGGGAAAGGGCUUUGGGACCAUCAGUGGAGUCAUUUCCAUUUUACAGAUGAGGAGACCGAGGCCCAGGGUGGGGAAGAGUCACCUCUGGGGUCCCCUGUGAGUUUAUGUCUCCCCCUGCCUGGGUCUCCUCGUCCACCCGAGGCUGAGCUGGAGACAGGGCAGGACAAGGUGGGGCCGCUAUUUCCCACAACAUUGCCUCCGCCCUUCCCUCCCUGGAGCCUCCCAGGGGCCUUGAAUAGAUGGGCAGGGUGAACUGUAGCCCAUCUGAGAGGGGAGGAGUCUGCGGCUUCAAAUCUGGAAGUGACUUGCCCAAGACAUGACCCAUCAGCAAGUGAGCCGUGGGGCCAGAGCGGGGGGCCCACUGUGCUCCCAUCUUAAUGGGACAGGAGCCCGUUGCUCCAGGGCACAUCUGCCAUGAUAAAUAUCUGUGGCCUUUAAGCCCUGGGCCACCCAGCCCUACUUGGUUCCACCUCGAUGGGCCAGUAACUUUUCUGGGCCAUGGUUUGGAGGAAAAGUUUGCCAUAGAGACCUUGUUCUCCUGGGGGCCUGGCCUGGCUGACUGAGGCUGUGCAGGAUUUGGUCCAGGCCUUGAUGUCUAAGUGGGGGCUCCCACUGAGGGGCCAUCGUCCCUCCAGGGCCAACUUGAGGGAGGCAAGACACCAGGCCCUCCCUGGGACUGUGUGGGAGUGAGGCGGCUAUGGACCACCUCAUCUUAAGGAAAUCCUCACCAAACCUUCAGAUGUGAUAACACUGAUCUUCCCAUAGUGCUUUGCAAACCUUUUUGUUCUCAAAGUGCUUUUACCUCGCAGAUACCCUCCCAGGAGCCCCUAAGCAGUUGGUGGGGGCCUGUGUUAUCAGCCCUGUUUUACAGAAAAGGAAACUGAGGCCCUGGGAGGGGAAGGCACCUGCUAAGGUCCAACUAUGAGUUGGCAGCUGAGCCUGGACGAGAACUCUGUUCUCUAACAGUUGAGAGAUCUUUCUUUGACCUGGGGUGAAGCAAAGAGUUGAGGUCAUGCACUUUGCAAGUUGAUUUACCACCCAUUUCCCUGAAGCAGGCGCUCACAGGGACACCCAGGUGCUCAGGGCAGCUCUGAGCCUCGCUGCUCUUGGAGCACAGCUGCUGCGUCCGGCAAGGCCACCUGCAUUUAUUUACUGAGCAGCAGCGCUGUGCCAGGCCCGGGGGACUGGGGUGCCCCACUUCCAUCCCCCGUUCCCCUGUCACGACUCCCUUGGGCUCCGGGAGGCCCCGUGUCUGUAUAGCAGCACCUCCGAGCAGACAGGAAGCUUCCAUGUCCACGAGCUCAUCCAACUCUCCAGCUCUGUGUGGGAGGCGCUGACUGCCCGUUUGAUUCAGCUUCUGUGAGGAUGAAGUGAAGACUUGAACCCGGGGCCUCAGGCAUCCUCUCGAGCCCUUUUCCUCUACCACUGCCCCCUGAGAGGGUGGCAAGAAGGCUGGACCCCUGGUUUUCAGGCCCACUCUCCGCUCACUCACCUUUCCCCUUUCCCUCUCUGGGAGCAGAAGCCCCUCGGGCUUUGGGGGAGGGAGGGUUUCCAGGGCCCCUGGGUUGGAGCAGGUCACGUUGCAUUGUGUUCAUGACCAUGUAGCUCAUGUUGAAAAUUAAAGUUUUUGGCUUUUCUAACCUGGCUUGCUCUGCUUUGUGUUGACACAGUUCAAUUUGGGACG
Molecule: messenger RNA, 5147 nt
Organism: Vicugna pacos (alpaca)
Lineage: Eukaryota; Metazoa; Chordata; Mammalia; Artiodactyla; Camelidae
Gene: RIMS4
Product: regulating synaptic membrane exocytosis 4
Biological process (GO): positive regulation of synaptic transmission; regulation of synaptic vesicle exocytosis; regulation of membrane potential
Cellular component (GO): presynaptic membrane; cytoskeleton of presynaptic active zone
Molecular function (GO): transmembrane transporter binding; small GTPase binding
Source: RefSeq, a predicted model, not a curated record